CAAAGCAUGUAGAUUCAAGUAGAAGUAUUGGAAACAAAUGGCUACAUAUCACACAAUCAUAAAGAAUUCCAGAACAAUUUAAUUGGUUACUUAAUGAUACUCUGGGUAGAGUAUCACUCACCGAAAAGCCUUGCAGUGCUUUACAGACAGGCUCGUCGGGAACCUCCUCUCAUGAGACAGACAUGCCGUCUGUUUGCCUCCCAGGCAUAGGAUUCAGUGUGUCUCUUUGCACUCCAAGAUAUACCAGACCAAUCCUUCCUCUUCAUUCAUAAACAUAACACACCUAGCCCUGCUGUUUAUUUCUUCUUGUAGAUACCAUCUCAUGGGCUUUGCACUCAAUUCACCCCAGCUCUGUAUGCAGACAACCUCACAAUGUGAAGUGUACAAUACACAAAUAGCCAGAGAUGGAGAUAGGUGUCUGUUACCUUGGAGAAAUCUCUUCCAGACAGGGGAUAUGUGCCCUCUGUUGAGUCUCAUAUCUUCACCACACAAGGCCGUGGUGCCCCUUGGCACCAGAAGAUCAUCGGAAGCCCCCGUAGCAACAAUGGACGUCUUCUUGAUGAUCCGUCGCCACAAAAUGACCAUCUUUGCUGAUGCCAAGGAGACGACUACCGUGCAGGAGCUGAAGAAGAUUGUGGAGGGCAUCCUGAAGAGGCCUCCAGAGGAGCAGCAGCUAUACAAGGAUGACUGGUUGCUGGAGGAUGGUGACAGGACCUUGACAGAAUGUGGGUUAAGCAGUCAGACUUCCCGUCCCCAGGCGCCAGCCAUGGUGGGCUUGGCCUUAUUCAGAGCCAGCGAGGGCUCCUUUGAGCCAUUGCACAUCGACCCCUUCUCCAGCACCCCCGAGCUGCCUGAUGUCUUGAAGCCUCAAGAUUCUGGCAGCAGCUCCGGUGAGCAGCCUAUGCAAUGAAACCAAGGU
Gopherus flavomarginatus (Mexican gopher tortoise) is the source of this 919-nucleotide messenger RNA. Its product is annotated as elongin-B-like. Gene Ontology annotation, biological process: transcription elongation by RNA polymerase II. Gene Ontology annotation, cellular component: elongin complex; VCB complex. Bases 323 to 910 code for a protein of 195 amino acids. The record is from RefSeq and is a predicted model, not a curated record. The transcript has 2 exons. Gene Ontology annotation, molecular function: protein binding. Lineage: Eukaryota; Metazoa; Chordata; Testudines; Testudinidae.